Diachasma alloeum is the source of this 5782-nucleotide messenger RNA. RefSeq lists its product as uncharacterized. The transcript is spliced from 6 exons. Lineage: Eukaryota; Metazoa; Arthropoda; Insecta; Hymenoptera; Braconidae. Bases 439 to 3453 code for a protein of 1004 amino acids. The record is from RefSeq and is a predicted model, not a curated record.
GAUUGUGCAGUGUGCGGUUGCGAGUUAGUCGGACAACGGGUGCUGCGAGUCAGGACGGUGUGGUACGAGAGCUACAGUUUUCUAGAAAAUCAUUUCGGCAUUAAAACGAGUUUGAAAAACCAGUGAAAUACCAAUGAAUUAAAAUUAACGGACAAUUUUAAUGCUCAAAUAAAAUUGCCGAUGGGGUUGGUUACAACGAGACAAUACGGUGAACUAGGAGGAAGUAAAAAAAAAUGGCCCAUAGGUAGUGAGAGUAAUGAUUGAAUACGUGGGAUUGCCACCCUAGAGAAUAAUUAAGAUAAAACCGAGCGCAGUAGUUUAACCCGAAACGAGACUGAUAAGUAGUAAGAAUUACGUAAAAAUUAUUUCAAACGUGUGGAGACGUGCAGCAACGGAGAGUGAGACCACCGGGGUCUCGUUCUCCACGAGGAUUAGAACAUGGGAAAGGGGUACAAACGAAAAACACGAUGGAGAACUCUGAACAUUGCCGCAUCACCUGGCGAAGAGGACGACGAGGAUGGAAUAAGAGAUGUAAAGCCACGUGAGAAUGGCAUAAGAAAUUCCCAGCACAGUACUGGAAAUCACAAACAACUCCACAGAACUGAAACAAAAAGUCAGAAUGGAGUUGCCACUGGUGAAUCUACUGGUGCACCUCCAUCGAGAUCACAGCCGAAAAUUAUAUUCGAUGAGAAUGAGUACACAAGAAUCACAACACCCCGUCAAGAUGUAUUAUUUAAGAAGGGCUAUCUGGCGAGGAAGAAGGUGUGGUCGAGCAAUAAUGCGAGUACAAGUGCAACCCCGUCGACAACGGAGAGCCAGUCAGCCUCGCACUCAACAGCAGAUGGUAGCGAGACAACUGAAGACCAACAAUUCCUGGACUGCCGUGACAGCGGUCUUGAGGAGUAUCCCCCGAUGACUGAGACAGCUCCACAAAUGAGCUACGGUACAUUCUACGAUCCAUCAACUGGUUAUUACUACGAAUAUCCAGUUAUGGUUGUUGGCCCACCAAUGCCAGGCCCACCAAUGCACAAUUUAUUAGCAGCAAUGCCCUGCGAAGCUGUACCACUACGACCAAUAGAAUGGGUCAAUCCUGCCUUUGUACCAAAACUCGAGCAGCCAUAUUGUCUAAUUGAUUAUCAGAACCCACAAGAUGGCCAAUUUCCAAGUGUCGAGGAGAAUGGAACGAGUUUGAUGGAAAAUCCAUGCACAAAUGGUACAGAUGAACCCGUGGAGAAUGGUAAUGGGAGUUGGACAGGGAGCACAGUUGGUGAUGAGAAUCUCGAUGAAGAGCAGCAGAAUGGACAAGAGGAGACACCAGCAGAUGGAGAAGUGGCGCCCGAGGUUACAUAUCCAUCUGAGCCAUGCCUAGAAACUGUUCUUGCUCAACAACUUCAUGUGUCACCUCACGUUGUACCACCACAGCCCUACAUGUAUCCUGGUCACUACAUGUUCGGUCCAACUCUCAUUAACGUCAAUGGUAUGACAAUUCAGAGUGGACCAAUGGUAAGGACUACAGACAUGCCAGCGGGGGCGUCGAUGUGUGCCAAACGGAGAAAGAAAAAAAAACUGUACCGAAGGAAGCCAAGACGUCCAAUUGGUCAGGACAACAGCGAGGAUUAUGGACCGGAGGAGGAGGAGUACAGCUCUGAAGCUGACACCGUGAACUUGGCCACAGCAUUCGUCCCAAGCAGUCGUCCCCUGAAUCCAGACUGCAAAGAGUUUGAAUUGCGACCCUCGACAAUCGCUGAAUCACCAUCAACACCUUCGCCGAAGGUGCCCGACCCAGAGCCGUCCUCCACCCUCAAUUCCCACGAUUCACCGAUGGAUCCAAUGACACAAGACACCAAUGACCCACAGGCCGACAACUCAGCGACAAUCACCGAGGUUGAGUACGCGACUGAGGCAAUUGCCAACGAGUUGAAUCAAACGCACAUCGAGGAGUCCCAAGAGACGGAGAUCGGUGUAGACGCGACGUGCGCUGAGUUCAGUGACAUCGUGGACAAGUUUGAGGUCUCGAAGGAGUUGUCAAAUGGUCUGAGCAGUCCCCUCCAGGAGUCAAUGGAGACGAUCGUGCCAAAUGGAAAUGACGAUGAUCUUGAGAGAUUGUCGAAUGGCGAUCUGACAGACCUCUCUCCCUCCCCCGAGCCGAGGGAGUCCAUAAGCCUGAAAGUACUCGCAUCAAAAUCAAAUUCCAACUCUCGUAAGAAGUACAAAACCCCGAAGAUCGUGCGUGAAGCGACUCCAGGACCCGAAUUGGAUGAUGAAGUUGGAGGUGGAGAUAAGCCCGAGGGCCUCAACAUCGAAGUUAUAAUGGGAAUCGAGGUGAUCGAGGCACAAGUGCCAGUAUCAAGUGUCUCGACGAUAGGUAGUUACACCAAUAAACCCAAAGACAAUUCAAUCAACGAUGUCACACACGAAGACUCAGGCUUCGAGAGUCAGACACACGCCUCAGAGCAUCGAAUAACCGAGGCUGUUACCCAGUGGUUGAGACGCGCCAAUUCACCGGAUUUAUUUACCGGUUUGAGAAACAACGACAACAGUGAUAAUGAAGACGAUGAGCCGAACGACAUUGAGCCGUCAAAAAACUUGCAAGGCAACCCCAUGCCUGCACUAUCUGCUAAUAGUGUCGUGAUAAAUGAUAAAAAUUUAUCGCGUCCGGCUGGUGAAUUCGCAACAAGAAGGAGAAAACGUAAUGCCAAUAAACGUAAGAAGAAACAGCUCAAGCUGUUGAUGAAGAACGCCUGCGAAUUCCCUGAUAAGGAUAGCGUUGCGGGUAUGAGGGUUGCCGAAAGCACUCGGAUUGAUGACGAUAGAAGGGAGAUUAAUGAUGAGAGGAGUAACGAGUCUACUGAAUCUAGUCGUGACAAUGGUUUGAGGGACACAACUGAUGUCGACGGUUUUAAGACGUAUGAGCAGGGAGAGAUUGUGGUGACGAACGAUGGAAAAUUGUUGUCUGGAGGUGCACCACCACGUCGUGAGGGCAAUCAGGAAGGCAUUACUGAGCAAAAAUCAGAGAUCAAUUCAAUUGGAAGUAUUGAGGAGCCCGAUGUACUUGAAUACUGGGAGGUUGAGACUGUCGAGCCCUUCGUCAAUCCAAAGACAAUGGAGAAACGAGAGAGCUCUGAGCCUCGUGGGGCCUGUGAUGUCGAUCCAGCUGGACUCGAAAUUGUGAGAAAGUACUACAGAUUGGCACGCAACAGUGUCCAGAGUGGCUCAAGCAUCGAUGACGAUGCUAAAUCAAUAAAGAGUGGCUUGAGAUCACGAUUAACUAGUCCCGAUAUCAUCAAGCAUUUCGACAGACAGAUGAUCGACGAGGGAAUCGAAAUCUAUGAGAGCUGCUACAGUGGUAAGCCACCCAUCUAUUUUGAUCCACAUUUUCAAAGAUCAAAGUUCUCAAGGAGAGAUGACGAGGGCGCUCUACCGUGCAGAGUAACAUGCUGCAAUGUUCAGUAAAAUAAAUCCUUCCUGACCGUCCCCAAUAACGUUCUUGGAGCUUUCCUCAACGAUUGAUUUAUUUUAAUCAGAGCAUUAAAACUCAUGUGUUCCACUGCUCAAUUCAUCACUCAAAAGCCGAAUGAAAAUUAUUUUAAAAACAUCCACGAGCAAUGACAAAUGAGGAUUAAUAGUUAUCGUUGUCAGAUGCGUUUGUUCUUGUAAAUAGCUCUUAAGUUUCUGGUUUUGCGAAUGCGUAACAUUAUUACAUACGCAGAAUGAUGAAAAAUUAUUAUACAAUUUACACGUUGAUGUCACAAAGGUGCAAAUGAUCACCCAGUAUCUCUCGACAAAUGAAUUAUUAAUUGAGUUUAUUUGAAAAAUGUUUUUCUCUCGGUUGUUUUUUUUUUCAGUCAUCCAUUUAUCUCAUGGUUAUGGUUGUUAAUUAUUAAUUGUUACUAUUAUUAUUUUUAAGUGAUGAAUAUGCCCAUGUGAGAGGUGCUUUGUGAAUGAACAAAAAGGGCAAUUUUGAUGCCGUCAUUUUGAUUUAAAAAAAAAAAUGAAAAAAAAAAAUUCAAUAAUCUCAGAUGAGUGUUUUAUCAUAAUUACCAAUUAAUUAUGUAAGACUAAACGAAUGGUGUUGAGACGAAGUAAGAGAAAAAAAAAUGAAUGGAGGGAUUGUUUAGUGAGGUACGAUGCAACCAGCAUCUAUUGUUAUCCAAGGCAUAUUUUUAUCGCGCCUUGGUUUAUCUGUUUUAAAAGGUGAAAAAGUAAAAUGAAAUGAAUGAAGAUUAAAAAAUAUUUAAAGAAUGGCCUUUGCUCAGGAAACGAUUCCCUGACACUGCUCACAAAAUAAACAAAAAAAAAAACAAAUUAAAACGCAGCUUAUGGAUUUAUGACCUGAGCUACAGCAUUACUACACAAUGGAAUCAUGAGUUGAAAAAAAAAUCACAGGGAAAAUUUGAUAGACUGCACUCUAGAUCCACCCCGGAUUUUGUUGUGCAAAGAAGACACGAUGGAAAAUUAAUGGGAGUAAUACUGCAAGCCGUUUAGUUUCAGGAUAGCUUUUAACGUGACGUUGUACGGUGUCAAUAGGCAAUAAAAGCUUGGUAAUAAAGGAAAUGAUGUUGAUUGAUGGAGAAAAAAUAUAUAACUAUGUAAGCGUGAGUUAGGGGAGAGCAAAAUUAAAGGAAAACAAAAAAAAAGACAAGUCCUCGAGUAGAUGCUGUACACGAUAAUCGCGAAAGACCCAAAAACACUUGCAUACAUCACAUAUACUCAUACUGUAAUCAACACAUUGUUCAUUCAUUAGCUUUCAAGUGAGAACAAAUUAACAAAUACAAACAAACAUCUCAGGUUGAUGCGAUUGUUGUUGAGACAUUUACUAAAUUAACAUUAUCCCAUAUCGAAGUAAAUGAGAAAAAAAUUACAGAAAAGAAAAAAUAAUAAUCACGACAUACCUCAUACAUAACUAAAAAUUGUGUAAAUAUACCUGCGAAUUGUUCGAGAUGGAAAAAAUGAAAUGAUACGUCAUAAAUUCAUGAGUUAAGUUUCAGAGGACUAUUAUUCUUAAAAUAAUUUCAUUAUUUUUUUUUUCUCGUUCUCGAUGAUGAAUAAAAAUAAACACCAAAUGUAUUAAAUUGUGCCAUGCGAAUCGUUCCAACAGUACCGAAAUACCACGACAAAAUGAAAAAAAAAAAAAAAAACAAUGCAAUCUGUAACUGAAUUAUCGAACCGAAUGAAAGACUUCAUAAAACCCACAAAAUGUAAAAUAAAUAAUCGCUAUUAUAACGUGCGCGUUGCAUCAAUUGUGUGCCUUAUUCUGUGGCGAUCACUUAUCUUGAAAGAAUUUGCAAACAGUGAGAAAAAUCCGACAAUUUUGGAACGAAUGAAGAAAAAAAAAAUCCCAAAUCGAAUGAAUUCUCUGAAUGAAAUUGAAAGACAGCUCUAAAUAAAUCCACAAAAUCACCCGCAAAUUAAUUAAUUUCUUUUGUUUUUUCAUUAAAAACCAACAACCAUUGUUUAUAUAAAUGAUAAUAAUUAUUAUCAAAAACCGUAAUUGAAUAGGAAACUACUUUAAAUGAUUAAAACUUCGAAGAACAAAUAACGAAGACACUGAUUACACCGAACAAAAAAAUUAAAUCACAUAAAAUACAAUGUGAGCAUUGAAACGAUGAAAUAAAUCAAUAAAAUUUGUCCGAAUCACGUUCAAUUGUACAAUUAAAAUUACUCUAGUUGUACUGGGUACAAAAUACGCAUAAGAAGUGGAAAUGAUACUUGAGAACAAAAAAUACUUCGUCGUGUUAUCGCUUUAAACUUAAGGAAAUAAUAAACAUAGGUUCGUUUUAAA